GCCAGGCGCAGAACAGCGCCCCCGCUACCGCGUCUCUGCUGCUUUGUGCUCGCCCGCUCGCCUGCCCGCUCGCCCGCCCGCCAUGGCCAGCCUUAAGGAUCUCGAAGGGAAGUGGCGCCUGAUGGAAAGCCACGGCUUUGAGGAGUACAUGAAAGAACUAGGAGUAGGACUGGCUCUCAGGAAGAUGGCUUCUAUGGCCAAACCAGACUGCAUCAUCACUUGUGAUGGUAACAACAUCACUGUCAAAACCGAGAGCACAGUGAAGACGACGGUGUUCUCCUGUACCCUGGGAGAGAAGUUUGAUGAGACUACAGCUGAUGGCAGGAAAACUGAGACGGUCUGCACCUUCACAGACGGUGCCCUGGUCCAGCACCAGAAGUGGGACGGGAAGGAAAGCACGAUAACAAGGAAACUGAAGGAUGGGAAGCUGGUUGUGGAAUGUGUCAUGAACAACGCCACCUGCACUCGGGUCUAUGAGAAGGUGCAGUGAGGGCUUCACCGUUGCCCUGGACAGGAGUCAGCUCAGUGAGCAGGACAUAGAUAACCACCGACUUCACUUCUUCGGUUUUAUUUUAUGACUGUUCAGUUCUCUCCAUCACAAACACUUUACACGAAACCCAUGUCAAACUUGGUUUACCCAGGAUCGUUCCAUUCCUUUGGUUAGUAAAUAAACGUGUUUGUGCUAA
Molecule: messenger RNA, 686 nt
Organism: Apodemus sylvaticus (European woodmouse)
Lineage: Eukaryota; Metazoa; Chordata; Mammalia; Rodentia; Muridae
Gene: Fabp5
Product: fatty acid binding protein 5
Exons: 4
Coding region: 83-490 (135 amino acids)
Biological process (GO): fatty acid transport
Cellular component (GO): cytosol; nucleus
Molecular function (GO): fatty acid binding
Source: RefSeq, a predicted model, not a curated record